Messenger RNA from Aplosporella prunicola CBS 121167, 696 nucleotides. RefSeq lists its product as uncharacterized. Gene Ontology annotation, cellular component: cytoplasm. The coding region runs from base 1 to 696 and encodes 231 amino acids. NCBI's taxonomy places the organism in Eukaryota, Fungi, Ascomycota, Dothideomycetes, Botryosphaeriales, Aplosporellaceae. The transcript has 4 exons. The record is from RefSeq and is a predicted model, not a curated record. Gene Ontology annotation, molecular function: carboxylic ester hydrolase activity; palmitoyl-(protein) hydrolase activity. Gene Ontology annotation, biological process: protein depalmitoylation.
AUGGCUGGUACUGGCGCCCUCGUAGUUCCCGCGCUCAAGCGCCACACGGCCACCGUCAUCGUAGCACACGGCCUCGGUGACAGUGGCGCGGGAUGGAUGUUCCUGGCCGAGAACUGGCGCCGCCGCAACAAGUUCGACGAGGUGUCAUUCAUCUUCCCCAGCGCGCCCGAGAUCCCCAUCACCAUCAACAUGGGCAUGCGCAUGCCCGGCUGGUACGACCUGCACUCUCUGUCCGACAUCAACCGCUCCGAGGACGAGGUCGGCAUCAAGCGCAGCAUGGACUACUUCCACAGCCUGAUCAAGGACGAAAUGGAUAAGGGCAUAAAGAGCGAGCGCAUCGUCAUCGGCGGCUUCUCGCAGGGCGGCGCCAUGUCGCUCUUGUCGGGCGUCACCUGCCCGCAGAAGCUGGGCGGCAUCUUCGGUCUGAGUUCGUAUCUGCUCCUCCGCGACAAGUUCCGCGACAUGGUCCCCGCCGAAAACCCCAACAAGGACACCCCCAUCUUCAUGGGCCACGGCGACGCCGACCCCGUCGUCCAGUACGUGUGGGGCCAGGGCACCGCGAGCAUGCUGAAGGAGUGGGGCUGGACCGUCGAUUUCCGCACCUACCCUGGUCUUCCCCACUCGGCCGACCCGGAGGAAAUCGACGACCUUGAGAGAUACCUUAAGAAACAGCUUCCCCCGCUUGGAGACGCUUGA